GAAACUAUCACCACUGGGUUCAACCCCUAGUAGUAAACCACACUUUCACUCCAGACACAAUGGCCUCUUCCCAGCAGAUCGAAAAGUUCGUCAUCAAGACGCCCUGCUCGAGCGCCAACAUCGGCCCCGGCUUCGACGUCAUCGGCCUGGCCUUGUCCAUGUACCUGGAGCUCCAUGUCACCAUCGACCGCUCCAAGACGACUUCGGACAAGCCGCUGAACUGCCGCAUCACCUACGAGGGCCAGGGCGAGGAGGAUAUCAGCCUGGAUCCCGAGGUUAACCUUAUCACCCGUGUUGCUCUCUACGUCCUCCGCUGCAACGACCAGCGCAGCUUCCCCGUCGAGACUCAUGUGCACAUCAAGAACCCCAUCCCCCUCGGAAGAGGUCUGGGUUCCUCCGGCGCCGCUGUCGUCGCCGGUGUCCAGCUCGGCAAGGAGGUCGGCGGUCUGCACGACCUCACUCCCGAGCGUCUCUUUGACUACUGCCUCAUGAUUGAGCGCCACCCCGACAACGUCGGCGCCGCCCUCUUCGGUGGCUUUGUCGGCACCUACCUCAAGCCCCUCACCCCCGAGGAGACCGCCCGCACUGAGAUUCCCCUCAGUGAGGUCCUCCCCGCCCCCGCCGGCGGUGUCGACACGGGCGUCAAGCCCCCUUCGCCUCCCCACGGCAUCGGCCACCACAUCAAGUUCCCCUGGGCUCCCGAAAUCAAGGCCGUGGCCAUCAUUCCCGAAUUCGAGGUUCCCACCGCCAAGGCCCGCGAGGUUCUUCCCGCCGAGUAUCCCCGUGCGGAUGUUACCUUCAAUCUCCAAAGGAUAGCCCUCCUCCCCGUCGCCCUUGGCCAAUCGCCUCCUGACCCGGAGCUCAUCAACCUGGCCAUGCAGGACAAGCUGCACCAGCCGUACCGCCAGGUUUUGAUUCCCGGUCUGACCAAGAUCGUCGAGUCCAUGACGCCCGCCACGCAGCCCGGUCUUUUGGGCGUGUGCCUGUCCGGUGCCGGGCCGACCAUCUUGGCGCUGGCGACGGAAAACUUUGAGACUAUUGCCCAGAAGAUCAUUGAGGAGUUUAAGUCCAACAACAUUGUCUGCCGUUGGGAGCUGUUGGAGCCUGCGGAUGGGACUACGGUUACUAGGGCUUAG
Messenger RNA from Neurospora tetrasperma FGSC 2508, 1136 nucleotides. RefSeq lists its product as uncharacterized. The coding region runs from base 60 to 1136 and encodes 358 amino acids. The transcript has 3 exons. The record is from RefSeq and is a predicted model, not a curated record. Gene Ontology annotation, molecular function: homoserine kinase activity; ATP binding. NCBI's taxonomy places the organism in Eukaryota, Fungi, Ascomycota, Sordariomycetes, Sordariales, Sordariaceae. Gene Ontology annotation, biological process: L-threonine metabolic process.